Symsagittifera roscoffensis is the source of this 17277-nucleotide messenger RNA. RefSeq names its product dynein axonemal heavy chain 8-like. The record is from RefSeq and is a predicted model, not a curated record. Gene Ontology annotation, cellular component: 9+2 motile cilium; outer dynein arm. Bases 174 to 17087 code for a protein of 5637 amino acids. Gene Ontology annotation, biological process: cilium movement involved in cell motility; outer dynein arm assembly. The transcript is spliced from 92 exons. Gene Ontology annotation, molecular function: dynein intermediate chain binding; ATP binding; minus-end-directed microtubule motor activity. NCBI's taxonomy places the organism in Eukaryota, Metazoa, Xenacoelomorpha, Acoela, Convolutidae.
AAUGCACACUUUUUUGCAUGGCUGAUUACAGACGUGUAGCUUAAUUUGGAAGACAAACAUUUAUUGAGUUUAUUUUUUUCUGUGGAGUUAUCGCAAAUUUUUUUUUUCGGCUAUUUUCCUGAAUUGUUGAUCCCGUACCCGACAUAACAGUGAGUCUAGCCCGUGACCUGAAGAUGGAGGCUCGUCAUUGGUGGAUUGCCUCCAAGAUACAGGACACCUUCUCAAUUGGGGGAACCACAAACCCCGCUGGACUGGAGGAGUACAUAUGUGAGCCAGAGACCCUAGAUUUGAUCAACGAGUUAUUCCUCGCGGGAGGGCAGCGCAGGUUGUUCUUCUACGUGGAAAGAGAAAAAGGAACCCCAGAUGGUAUUGUGUUGGAGUUGACACAGUUGAGAUACACCACUAGUCUAUUGGAGUGCAAGGACGUGAAGAGCUACGACACUCCCAUCCUCUACUUUAUCCGACCAGAUCUCAGCAGAGAUGUGGAUGCGACCAGAUUCGAAAGAGACAUACUCACAGGAGUGGUUGUGGGAGAUCCGGCGCUGUGCUUCGCAGAGAGUAUGCGCUACGUUUUUCUGCCCCAACUGCGCCAGCAGAGGGACUGGGGCAGAUGUCCCCCCGAGAUAGCAGCCCAGACCAUCUCUAAUCUAGAGAAGUACACUCAGCAGAUGUUCGAGACCAUUGAUAUGGCUGCUUCUAGCAACAAUGCUGCAUCAUCACAGAUGCUCAAGAUGACCGAUCAAGUGAAAGACCUCAUAAACCUCGACUUCAAAAAGCUCCGAGAUGCCCACAACGAUCCAGAUUUAGUAGCCGAGUUGGAAUCUCUUGUACAUGAAUGGUGCACAACUCUGGAGGUAGUCUUAUCCGAAGGGGCAGAAGACCGAAGCAAGGACAUGAAUGUGGAUCCAGGCACUGAGAUGGACAAGUGGAAAAGGAGACAGCGUCUGCUAACUCAGACAAUUGACCAAUUGAAACAGAAAGAAUGCAAGACGGUGCUGACUGUGCUUAACAGUGCAAAGUCCAAGACUAUGAAGAGAUGGCGCCAAUUGGACAACCAAAUCACGGAGUGUUUCAAUGACGCAAAAGACAAGGGCAAGUACCUGGAAGCGCUGAAUAGGUUCUUCACCCAGAUGAGUAUUGGGACCACCUCGCCCCUGGAAAUGGUGGAAACUUUGGUGCCCCAGCUGUUUCAGCACAUCAAGAACCUAGAGAGUCUCUCGAAAUACCACGCCAAGACUGGAUUCCUAGGACUGGUCAUAUUCCAGCUCUCGAAUUUGCUGGUUUCCAAAAUGAUCAGCUUCAUCAGUCAAGUUUGCACCUCAGACGGAAACGACUUCUAUGUAAAACAGUCUCUGAAAGAAGUUCGGGACGGCCUAACCAUGAAAAACGAAGCAUCAUCCGACCCUCCCUCAAUCUAUUCGCGACUUCUUUUCUGCAACGCUUUGUGCGAGAAAUUCAGGGAGCAAGUUCGAAAAUUAAGAGUAAGUCUAAAUGUCGUGCAAACUGUGGUCAUUCACACUGAAGAAUCCAGUUUGUCCAUGGCGUCCACUUCCAAUGCUGUAAUGGGGCAGUGUUCGGCUGUUCGAGGUGUCGGCGAACCGAACGCGAAAGAAGUUUCGGACCAUUCGGGAAUUGCGAUUAAUGAUGAUGCGCAGCUGAUGUAUCACAUUGAGCUGUUCUUGGACCGAACAUUCAAAGUUAUUGACGUAAUGAAAACGAUGGCAGAGUACGAGCAUCUUCUGCAGAAUGCACCAGGUGUGCCCCGUCCCCGUCUGGAGGAUGUGAUGGACACGAGUGACGAGAACGAGAUCCGACUCAGGGCCGAGAUCGAAAAGGGCAGAAAAGCCAAACAAGAGUGGAAGGAAAAGACAAGUGCUGCUCACACUGCCGAGCUUCAGUCUCAAAUGGACGUUAUGUCGUACGACUCCGACAACGAGAACGAGCGUCGCAGUCAAUCUCCCACCGGGAGCGACUCGCCAGUAAAUCCGAUGACAAGUGAAGCUCCAGGAUUUGUCGUCGAAGAGCCGAGUGAAGAAUCAUCACGCGCUGCAAGUGAAGCAAGCCAACGAGUGUUCACGCAACGACAGUCGGAGCUGGAGAUAUCAGCCGCACCGUUCGGAGCCGACGUGGCUUUUGACAUCGAUGAUUCGCCUCGGAAAAAUGCGAUUGAGGCACGGAGGACUUUGAGGAAGAUUUACAGCAGUUGGGGUGUGAAUAUGAGCAGUGAUGGAUCCAUUGGGCCACCGGGUCCCUCUUUCGAUGAGCUAAUGAGCAGAAGAUAUGAAGAGUUGAAGAACAUUUAUUCGAGUGUUGAGCGAGUGAAACAGGUGCUGGACUUCAAAGGAAAAGACAGAGACAAGUUCGAGAAGCUGCAUUCUGAGUUCCUUGGGAAAAUAAUCGAAAUGGAGAAGAUAGUAUCUGCAUACAUUGUGGCUUUGUUCCUUCGUACCAUGACCACACAAGAGGCUCUGAAACUUCUCGAAAAAUUUGAGCCGAUCCGAAGACGUCCAGGCGUGGAGAUUGCACUGACUGAGGCGUACGAGAUUGUGUUCGGCUUCUACGAGAAAGACAUGAAGGAAAUACAGGUGGCCUACGAACGGGGAAAGGACUCUCCUCCGAUUACCCGUAAUGCGCCGCCAGUGGCUGGUGCGAUCCAAUGGGUGCGACAGUUGAUUGGCAGAAUAGAGAUACCCAUGAUCAUUUUCAGGGGCAACGAGGCCAUCUGCAAAAUGAAAGAGUUCAGUCGUAUCUGCAAGCAGUACAACAAACUGGCCGAAGUGUUGAUCACAUAUGAGACUCUGUACUACUCGCAGUGGAAGACUUCUCUCGAUGCAUCUAACGCCGGACUGCAGCUGAACGUGUUGUCCUACAAACCCAGGGAGACGUCAAUCGUUGUCAACAGCGACGCUGGUGUGUACGAAAUCCUGCAGGAGGCUAAGUUCAUGGCUCGCAUGCAGAUGGACCUGCCGGACUCCGCUAGAAGAAUCCUGAGCAAUGAAAUGCGCUUCAAGAAAUACAAGUCCAGACUCGACAGUCUCAUCUCGGACUUCUACGAGGUCAAGGUUACUAUCCCGCCUGAGAUGGCGAGUCUGUUCAGGCCCCACAUUCAGAUGAUGAUCUCCAUUUUCUCAGCAGGGUGGACCACUAUUUCGUGGAACAGUAUGAAUAUCGACGCUUACCUUUUCAAGGUUCACUCCGCCAUCCAUCGGUUCCGUAAACUCACUCGCAAAGUUCUCAAGCUUGUCGAGACUAGAAUUGAGAAGUCACUUGAGAACAUCGAAGACAUGGUUCUGUUCGACCACAAGCUAGCCUUCGCCCAGUCUUGGAGUCCCGAGAUGUUCUCUGGAACCAUGUUGCACAGUGUCCAGGAGCAGUAUAAGAAGUUGUUCGAACAUAUCAGUGAGAUCAAGAGUGUCAUUCUCGAGAUUGUCCAGGUGUUGUUGACCAGCAGGGUCGAUACAGACAACAAAAAGAGCAACACUACUCUGAAUUUGAAAGAGAACAGAAAUAAGAGGGAGAUGGGCCACCAGUGGGACAGUGAGGACGAGACUGCCUCGGAGACUGGGUCUGACAGAAACAUUGAACUCAGUGAAGACAGCGACAUAGGGGUGAAACGCCUAUUCGCUCACUUUUCACCCCGAGUAUACAAAGCGAUCUCUGCAGCUGUUGUCGAGUCACUCCUAGUCCUCUCGAACGGAUGUGGAACCUCGCAAGAACUCAGACAACCCCCUUUGACCCCUUCGCGACCCGCCAGUGUUCCACGAUCGGCUGGGUCCAGUCGCCAUUGGCCUCCGAACCCCUCUCCGGCGCCUUCGUCAUCUAAGGGAUCUCAAAUGGGUGGAAGAAAUGAAGACUCGAUGACCCCAUUGAGCACCUUGAUGAGCUCAACCUGGAAUGUCAAAGAUAUCGAUCUCAAUCUGCUAAGAUUUGACGUGGACCUGACUUUCUCCAUUCCUUCUUACACAGUUUUGCCCAGUCUGGUCGUAGUGCAGGACUGCAUCAAGGAACUGGCCUCUUCCAUACUCGAAACAGGAAAGACUGUGAAGCGAUGGGAUGACUUCGACGGAACCUACUUCGCCGACCUUACUCGAGAACCCGAAGUGCAGGAUGCCCUGUCGGACAUCAAUGACGUCAUAAGCGAGAUCCAGAUCUCUCUUGAUAGGCAUCUGAAGCACUUCACUCUCUAUGACUUCUUGUGGAAGGAUGACAUGAGAGCUAACUUCAAGGAAUUCAUGGAGUCUGGUCCCCACACGUAUAGGCUGCAAGGGGAGGUGCAGAGGAUGUGCGAUUUUCAGAAGGCCGUCGAUGACAUACCAUUGAAAAUCCAAGUUGGUCCAAUAUGCCUCAACUCCAUUCCUGUCAAAAACACCCUUCUUGGGUUCACCUCAGCCUGGAAGACGCAAUACGCAGACGUUCUCCACUCAGAGGCUAAAAUGGAACUGGACAAGGCUGUCGCUUACCAAGCAGAGGCAGUGGCUCAGAUAUCAGAUGACGUGUCUGGUCUGGGUCAGCUGAAUGAGGCCCUUAGGAAACUCCGGGAGGUUUAUGACAUGGUGAACAGGAUUGAUUCGAUCUAUCUUCCAAUUGAAAACAAAUAUGCCAUGCUGAGGAGUUUUGGCGUGCACCUUCCGCGAGACGAAGUGCACAACGUGGAGUCUCUGAGGUCCAACUGGCAACACCUGGUGCUGAAGGCGGACAAAGUGCAGGACAAGCUGAUGAGAGAAGAGCGGAACAUAUUUGAACAGGAACUAGACAAACAGAUCAUGGACUUCGUUGUGGACGUUAAUCAGCUUCGAAGCAGCUUCGAAACGCAGGGACCUGGAGUUCCAGGAAUUGAGCCGAUGGAGGCAGUCAAGCGUCUGGAGCAUUUCGAUCAAGUGUUUCUGGAAUUCGAUGAAAAGCGGAGGACCCUCGAUUCCAUUCAGAGAAUCUUCUCAUACGACGCUGAAAGGUUUAAGAGCUUUCCUGACCUUGACAAAACUGGACAGGAACUGCGUCUCAUGGACAGCCUGUAUGAGCUCUACCAGAACUUCCUCCACUUUGACUGGUCCUUCAAAGAGACUCUUUGGAGUGACGUCAUUCUUGAUACGUGUGAACAGCAGGUGACAUCAUUCUGCGCCGAGUUCUCCCAACUGCCCGAUGGACUGGUAGAUUAUGAUUCGUACCAUAAUCUGAAACAGGCCAUUGAUGAAUAUGUGAAGGUGUUCCCCUUGCUGAAUAAACUAAACCAACGGGAGAUCCGCAACAGACACUGGCUGCAGGUAAUGCAAGUGACAGGGAAAUCAUUCCUACUGGAAGCCAACGUGUUCAAACUCAAAGCACUCCUCGACAUAGGACUGCACGAUAAGAAGGAUGACAUUGAAGAAAUCUGCAACAAUGCUGGACUAGAAUUGGAGUUAGAAAUGAAGCUACGAAUGACGGAGGAGGAAUGGGGCGAACAAGUGUUGAUAGUAGAGCACUACAAACGCAGAGGCAAAGUGUUUCUGAACAAAAACUCAUCCAAGAAAGUUCUAGAACAACUAGAGGAUGCUCAAGCCCUAUUGGCUGGAAUGCUGACGUCUAAGCACAUUGGACCAAUGAGAGAAGAGGCGGCGAUGUGGGCUGAGAAGCUGAAACAUGUGGCUGAGGUUCUGGAGCUGUGGCUUGAAGUUCAGGAUCUGUGGAUGUAUCUGGAAAAUGUGUUCUCCAAUCCAAAAGCUGCUAAGGACCUUCCCCAGGAAGUGAAGAGAUUCGGCAAGGUGGACAAGGGGUGGAUGAAGAUGAUGCAGAAGGCCAGUGAGACGAAGAAUGUGAUCCAGUGCUGCACUUCUGCCUCUGAUGUGCCCAGACAAGUGCUGCUCAGACACACCAAGGAGGAGCUGGAGAUAUGCUUCAAAAGCCUCACAGGUUAUCUUGAUGGAAAGCGUAAAGUGUUCCCUCGCUUCUGCUACGUUUCUGACAACAUGCUCUUUGCCCUUAUCAGCCAACCCCACUCACUGGAGGCAGUGAGACCCUACCUGAGGAACUUGUUCACUUCUCUGAGUGAUCUUCAGCUGACAGGUACUGGGAAACCCCUGGACGAGCAGAUCCAGACGGAGUACGAGGAGAACCACCGCAAACUACAGGCAUCCAUGCACAAUGACGGGACCAGCACUCCUGUCAGUACCUUCUCAGUCUCAGGAGUCGACCUGUCCUCUGUCCAUGGAGGCACCAUCGGAGGAGCUCCCGAGUCCCAGGAAGUCAUGGCAGCAGUGGCCGCAUUCAGUUACGAUGGUGAAAUAGUAGCCCUCCCCCACUCGGUUGAAUUGGCCGAGGGCACUGAUGUAUGGCUGGGCAAGCUCGAGCAUGAAGUAGGAGCUGGGAUCCAUGGGGGAAUUGAGGCUGCGAGUGAAAUUGCACUACAGACGAAUAGUUUCGAGGAAGUUGCAGUGCAUUUCCCCACUCAGGUGGGUCUGGUGGCUCUGAUGAACUACUUCACAGUAGAGGGAGAGGCAGCCAUAACAGACUCCAGACACGACAGAAAGGGAAUCCCGGGAGUCAGACAGAAGUUCCAGUCGGCCAUCCAGCGACUCAUCUCUCUCUGCCUACGUGGAGUAUGGAACAAGGGCGAUGGAAUGCAGGGAAGGGGAGGAGACCAACAACCGCAACAGAUUCCCGAAGCAGAUUUCAUUACGAAGCGACAGAGAACGAGAUUCGAAGCCCUCAUUAUGCUGUCGGUGUACCAUCGAGAACUACUGGACAACCUGGCCUCCCGGAAGGGACUAAAAGAGCUGUACGAUUUCGAAUGGAAGAAAAACAUCCGCGCCUACAUCAGUAAAGAAAACGGAUCAAAUAACCUGCCUCAGAUUGUGAUCAAGAUACUGAACAUGGAAUUUUCAUAUGGAAUGGAGUUCUAUGGGUCUAUUCCUCCGCUGGUCAUUAGACCACAGACUGAAAGAGUCAUUGUAUGCGUCGCGCAGGCUAUCAAAGCGGCAGAGGGUGUGAUCUACUCGGGUGAUGUCAGUUCUGGCAAACAGAAGACAGCCACUGGCAUUGCCCAUCUACUGGCCAGGAAUGUGACUGUACUGGACUGCAACGAUGCUACUCAGCCAGAAGUCAUUUUGAGAAGCAUGCAGGGAAUAGCCGCCGCUGGACACUGGUUGCUAGUGCGCAAUGUAGACCUGCUGGUCGGACACCCCUUUUCAGUGUUCCUGCAGAACUACCUCAUUCUCCAAAAGACGGUGAAGACCCUCAUUGACCAGAGCCCCUCACUUCUUCUGGGCAAACAGGGAACUGAAUUGACUGAGAGAGGAAGUCACACUAGCAGUGACGGAGACGUGGGAUCAGAUGAUGGAAUGGUUGGGGGAAGUCGAACCUCAGUCUACCUCAGCAACGGUCGCAAGGUCCACGUGUCGCCAAGCAUGUUCAUCAUGAGUACCUCCUCCAAACUGCUGAACGAGUUGCCUCCCGAACUAGGAGAGCGAUUCCGCAACGUGGCAAUCACUAUGCCCGAUGUGGGCAUCAUCAUUCGGACCACUGCUUCUGCUCUCGGGUUCCGACAUCCGAAACUGCUCGCCGACAGGAUCAAAAUUGUAUUCGAACUUGUGGACAGCUACUUGAGUGGUAGGAGUGAGAGGGGCAGUGUGAGUGUGCCAAUGCUGCAGCAGGCACUCAGUCUGGCCAAGGACAAGUUCAACCGGAUGAAGGAGUUGUAUCCUGAGUUCGCCAAACAGGGAUACUCCACCACACAGAUGCAACAGAUCGAGGAAUUGGAUCAGUCUGUUCAGCUUCCUAGCCAGUCAAUAGCAGCAAAGUUGAGAACAAAAGCUGCUGUAGCUAAACAAGCGCGUGAGCGAGAGGCGGCGAUUGAGGCACAGAAGUCUCUGCAGAAACUGCUGGGAAAGAAGAGUGUGGUACAGACGCUUCCGAACAAUUCCAAAUUGGAACAUGCAGUGGUCGGAGAUGUAUUGUUGGACAUUUUAUCUCUCAAACUCAAUCAACCAGACAUGCACAUUCUGGGCCUGGUGAUCAGGGACAUCUUCGGGGGUCUUCCUGAUGUGCCACAGGUUACUCUGGCCCCUGCUGCUCUGCAGGAGGAGAUUGAGAGUGUGUGUGAGGCCAAGAACCUGCACAUGUUCCAGCCAUGGGUGGACAAGUGCAUCAGUUUAUACACGGCAUCUCUCACUAAUCACGGAAUGAUUCUUUGCGGCCCAACUGGAUCCGGUAAGAGCUCAACCCUGGCGACUCUAGUGGAUGCCCUGGCGAAACUGGAGUCCCCGAUCUCUUCGGGAAGCAUGAUUUCAGCCGACAACGCCCAGAGCGAACACAGUACAGGCACAACUGCAAUGGGAGCUGUGAGUCACAGACUGGUUCGCAUCAACCCACGUGCUAUUGACAGUCCCUCAAAUAUGUUUGGAUUCUACCAGGGUGCAGAGUGGGUGGAUGGGUUGUUCACAACUAUCCUGAGAAAAGCGAAUAGGCACUCGAACAAGACCUGGAUUUGUCUGGACUCCACAAUUGAGCCUUCAUGGGCCGAGCGAUUCGUAUCCCUUCUAGAGUCUCCCAGUAGCUUCUUCUGUGACAAUGGCGAACAGCUAUUCAUAAGUGAUAACGUCAAACUGGUGUUCGAGACAUGCAGACUCGAUCACGCUUCCCCAUCUAUUACUUCGAAGGCGGCUAUGACGUACUAUUCAGCAGACUGCCUUAAAUGGAAUUCCAUUGUCCACUCUUGGCUUAUUGACAACAUCAAAAACCUCAACGAUAGAAAGUUUCUGGAGAGUGUGUUCAACAAGCUGUUCCCUGCCAUGGCCAAAAAAGUGCUGAGAGAGCUCACCACUCGCAUCCCUGUUUGUGAAAUCGGCUUAGUGACCAACUGUCUCGGAUUCCUCACAACCCUCAUGAAGAACUCAGAUAUCGAACUGGAAGAUUAUGCCAACGUAACGGGAGGUCUUAUCCAUGUGGAGAGGUUGUUCCUCUUCUCUCUGAUUUGGACUUUCGGUGGACUUCUGACGAAGGAGGAGCGCAAACCAAUGAACGACUUGAUCCGAAAUCUAUCCACUGCUCUUCCCGACUUUGACACCGACAACUCGGUGUUCGACUACUUCGUCGACGAGUCUGGCGAGUGGGACCACUGGGGAUCGCGAGUGCCUGAACUUACCCAAUCCGGGGAAAAUCUUGAACCUCUGAAGAAAUUAUAUGUAGAUACUAUAUCCAACCUGCAGGCCCGAGAGUUGAUUCAUUUCGCGUUGCUGGGAGGUCAGCAUGUGAUGGUGUAUGGUCCUCCAAGGAGUGGGAAGACGACGUUGAUUAAUAAUAUUCUGGACGAACAAGAGCUGAACAAUCCCGGAGCCCGCCUUACACGAAGACUUGUCCAAUCCAGCUAUUCUUCUGUCAAACAUCUGAAUGACUUCUUCUCAGAGAGCAUCUGCCACAGACAAGCGAAAUACGGGAUCCAUCUAGUUCCAGGCUUCGUCUACGGAGCCCCGGAGGGCAAGCGUCUCCAGGUGUUUCUCGAUGACGUCAAUCUACCUAGAUGCAACCACUAUGAACCACCUGCCAAUCAACUGCUGAGAACCCUUCUUGACGAAUCCGUCCUUAUGAAAGCGGACAAGCCUUACGAAUGGCGAGUAAUCGAAGACCUCACCAUCGUCACGUCAAUGGUCACGGACCCCAACAUAGACACAGUGAAAAUGAACUCGAAUCUAAGCUCAAACCAGACUGUGCCUUUCAUCUCCGAUAGACUCAUUAGACACUUUUUACCCGUGUUCCUCCCCAGUCCACAGGAAAAAGAAUUGGUGUCUAUUUUCAAAGCUGUGCUCCAGUUUGAAAUCCAGGGAAGCGAGGGUCUGAGUCUGGACGAAGAGAUCCAAGAUGCGAUUGUGAAUGCAUCUGCCUAUGUAGUGAAUGAAGUGUGUAAUGUGUUGAGGAGUUCCUCCACCCCUGGAAGACAGCAUUACGUGUUCUCCAUGUACGAUAUUCUACGAAGCUAUAAGAUGUUGGUGUUUGCGAAGGACGACUUGCGUCAGAGUAGGGAGCUGAUUAGUUCUCUGUGGCUGCAUGAGUUGAGGAGGAGUAUCGAAGACCAGCUGUGUCGCCAGGCAGAUCUCUACUGGUUCAACCACCUCCUCACUCACACUGUUUCCAAGUACUUUGCCGAGCUGGAAGUGAGCGCUGACUGUACCAAACAACUCUUCUCUGCCCUCCCCAUCGAUACUCGAUCGCCCAUCACCCCUUCCCCCUCCGAGGGUCUGUCUAUCAUGGCCCGGCAGUCCAUCAAGUGCGACCUCAGACCCCUGGAUAACUUCGACUCCACCAGGAACUUCCUUCAGUCGCAGUUGAAGGCACACAAUGACGAAUUCGGAGCCACGAAGAUCGACGUGAAGCUGUCGGAUUUCAUCUUGCAGCAGAUCAUUGCAGCUUACAGAGCAUUCACGUUGCCGUCUAAUGGAAACAUGGUGAUUGUCGGAAGUGUCGGUACCAACAUGUCGACGCUACUCAAACUGGUCUGUCGGGUAGCAAGUUUAUCCCAAUUCAAGGUAGACUUCUCCUCUGAAAGUGCAUUCAUGGAUGGACUUCGCUCCAUUGUCCGAAUGACUGGAUCUGAAGGCCGAACUCUCGCAGUAUGCAUCUCGGCUCGCGAUUUGACUCACGACAUGUAUCUUCACACGUUAAAUAGUUUACUGAUUUCGGGUGACUACACGACUCUGUUCUCUACUGAUGAAAUAGAGGGGUUAUACCAGGCACUUGGACCGCAAAUCCGAAGGGAUUUCCCGAACGAGGUGGUGGAUCCGGAGAAGUAUUUUGUUCACAAUGUGACGAAGAAUCUUCACAUGUUCUUCACGUUGCCUCCGAGUCAUUCACUAAUCAACAGAGCAUCCAGGGAGUUUCCUGGGUUCCUGUCGUGCUGUGAGGUGUACUGGGUGAGAGACUGGUCCAGGGAAGUGCUGCAGAACCAGACCAAGUUCUUCGUCUCCCACUCCAAACUCAAGUUCAAACAGCCCCAGAUAAGUGAGAGUGUGGAGAAGUGUCUAGUGGACAUCCACUGGCACAUGCUGUCCUUCUGUGACCAAAUGAAGAUGGUGGGACAACACACGGACAAGAUCACCAUCACCUCCGUCAAGCAGCACCGCAAACAGGGAGAAGUCAACUACAAAACAUCCAGCAAGGAAGUGGACAAUUUACCAUACACGAAGUUGAUUCUGGGAGAGAUGAUGGAUGCCGAGAGUAGAAGUAAGAGCCUGAUAGCCCCUCACGAGGUGUACCACGGAACCAAGAGUUUCCUCACAUUCCUCAACGCAUUUUUACUCAUUUACAACGACAAGAGAGAGAAUUUGGAUGCCAGACUGUCCAAGAUUAAUCGAGCUCUGCAGACGAUGGGGGAUGUUCGUGAUGACAUCUCAAACCUCGAGAUCUCAAUUGGAGAACUGGCCGAAGAGUACCAGCGCAGCACUGAGGAGAGCAACGAACUUUUUGACCUCCUCACCAACAAAUCCACCACUCUGGAACUGGUCAAGGCCAGAUGUGGCAUCACGAAAGGCAGCCUGGCUACCAUGUUGGAACAAGUGGACCAACAGAAUGAAACUACACUCGUAGAUCAGGAUUAUGAUUUACUUAGAGACGACGACGACGAAACUGGCCUUGAGUUCAUGCAGCUGAGGGAGAAGAAUGUUGCUGAGAGAGUGAGUCAGCUCGAUGAAGCAGUGAUGGAUCUGCACCACCAGUUGGACGAAAUCAGGCAGGAGAUGCAGGGACGCAAAGAUAAUGUAUUGAGCUGGCGUCGCAAAGUUGACAAGGAGAGUGGUUGUCUGGACCGAAUCAAGAACUUCCAGACACCUCCUCUGCUGGUGGCAGUGGUCCUGGAAAUGCUCAUGUAUCUGAUUGGAAAGAAGAAGCUGCACGAGAACAAGAUCGAAACAAAGAAUCUAGAUUUCACGUCUUCGAGAAGACAAAAUAACGGAAAGCUGAAACUGCGCGAACUGGCCGAAGAGGGCAAAGUGGACCGACUGGUUUGGAAGACAAUGCAGACCUCUCUGCUAAGUGACCUGAAGAAACUGACUGACCUCAUCCUGGCCAUAGAGUGGGAGGACGGACUGAGCGAUGAUCAGGUGGCCAUCUUGAGGAACUACAUCGGCAAGUGGGCCAACACGGAACCAGGAGUCACCGGGGAGGGGUCUCUGAUUGAUGGACCCAAAGCGAAUGAAAACGGGGAGUUGCUUCUUCCCGACGUAAAAUUACCCAGGGGUAAAAUAGCGUCGCCAACAAAUGACGAAGUGCUCGAGGUGACCAAGAUAGCUCAGUGGAACAAGCGACUGGACUCGCCUGUUGAAGAGGGACUCACAAUAGGCGCUGUUCGCUUCUCAUCCGAAGACGCCGCCUCGCUACUCGCAUUCAUGGUGUCUCUUUUGGAGUACACUGAGCAGUGUGGUCCUCUGAAGGAGACUCUGCGGAACAUAGAGGCCAGGAAGCAGGAAAAGGAGGACAUUCUCAGACUGGACCAAGAGAUGAAACUACUCGAGGAGAAAGAGGCGGAGCAACUGUUGAAGCGUCAGGCUCUCCUGCCACCUGAAAUGGAGGAGGAGAAACAUCUCACAAAAGAAGACCUCCCCGAUCUGGAGAGGAAGAUGCGGGAGGUGCAGCAAGAGUACGACCAGAGUAUCCACGAGAAACACUCGCUCGGGUGCCGACUCAAAGAGAGCAAAGCGCAGUUAGCGUCGCUCAAGGAACUAGUGGCAAAUUUGGGAGAGAUAGAAGGUAGCUGGGAAACAGAGGUGAAUAAGCACUCGCAAGACCAGAUCCUCACCAACUCAGUUUUGGUAGCAGCAUUUCUCACCUACUGCGGACCCCUCAAUCUCGAUCACAGGAACAUGGUGUGUCGCAGAUUGGCGGAGAUAGCUGAACAGAACCAGAUGCCAGAACCGAGCAAUAAGUUGUUCGCCAGUUUGAUCCGACAGCACAACUUGCGUAACUCUGUUGCUGCUGUUUCGCCUGGAGGAGGCAAAAAGCGCGUGAGUCGUCAAUCAUCCGCCGGUUCCAAUAUAGGAGCGCCACCUGACAUAACACUGGCCUCUCCUCAAUCUCCAGGAUUCAAAUCAGGAGUAGGAAGAGCUGCGGGCGACGCCACGAAAGACGAUAGCCGAACCGCUUCAAAACCACCGUCAUUGUCGGCCAGUCACGCCAAUCUGGAUUUGUUACAUAAUCAGUCGACGCUGACGAUUGGUGCCGCUUUGAACCAGAACGAACAAUUGACGCAGAGCAAGUCUAGACAGGAAUCCAGGGCAGCCAGCUCCGUGUUCAGUCUGGACGAAAAUGACAUGGAGAUGACCCCGCUAUCGUUUCUGUUAGAUGAGAAUGGACUGCAAAGAGAAGAGAACAAAGGAGUUUUGUUGACCAGAAGCACUGCCGACAAUCUAGCCGUUGCUCUGCAGAAAGAACCCUCCAAUGAAAGAUGGCUGCUCCUCUCAGAUCCAACAGGAUAUGCAGUCCAGUGGAUCCAGACAGUGAUCAACGACCCAGACAACGUAGUAGUCGUGUCUCAUGAUGAGAUGAAGAUGGAGUUGUUCCAUGCCCUGAUGAAUGGGUCCACUCUGCUGGUCACUGAUGUCAACCCGGACGCCCUCUUGGCAGAUGAGAGCUUCCGAGUGGUCAUGCAGAAGAGAAUGUUCUUCCUCACUUCAGACGAAAGUGUCAAAAUGAAGGUUGCAAAUGAGGAAGUGGAGAUAGACCCUGGAUUCCGACUGUACCUGCACACGUCCCUGGAACCUCAGUACAUCCGGGCAGAACUGGCAGCCAUCACUACUGUGUUGAGACUGGACCAAAGCAGGGAUGACUUAAUGGAGCAGAUGCUGGAUAGAUUCCUGGCACUGGAGAAGCCACGUAUACAGAACGAGAGAAUAUCACUACAGAAGGACAAGUUGGCAUAUGGCGAGAAACUGGAGAAGUUGGAGAGUAAGUUGCUGAAGAGUCUUAGCAAAGGGAGUAAGGCUUGUGGGGCGGCCAACAGGACCAAGGCCCUACAGCUGCUCAGAAAACAGUACAGUGAAACCAAAGACAACAUGCGUCGCUCGGUGAAGAAGCUGAUAGACAUCAUCACCACCAGAGAGAGCUACAGGGAGGUGGCGGUGAGGGGGGCAGUGAUGUUCGAGGGGAGCCAUGCGAUGGCCAGGAUAGACAGCAGAUACAUGGUCUCCCACAAGUACCUCUUCUCCCUCUUCGAACACUGCAUCAAACAGGCCGACAACGACUUGCAGCAACAAUGUGCCACGGAAGCUGAUCGACAGGAACAGGGGUCUUCCAUUCGUAUUGUGAAUGAGAAGCUCACUGCUACCAUCUACCAGUGCACCAUCCGAUCCCUCGAGGACAAGGACAGAUUCCUUUACUCCCUCAUACUCGCAUUCCUCAUUGAGGAGAGCUAUGGGCGUGUCCAUGUGGGAGACAGGGAGUACACCAUCCACCCCUCCUUCGGCCAGGCCACCAUGCAGGCACUCAGGGCCCAGUUCCCCACUGCAGACAACAAGCCAGCUGUGGUGAGUGGGAAGAAGCCAUUCGACUGGAUGAAGGACGAAACAUGCAGCCACCUAGUGAUUCUGGCGACGCACUUCCCCUGGUUCACAGACGCUUACGAGCGGAUGCCACGGGACGGGCGGGAGACACAGUGGCGCACACUGUGUGAGAACGAAGUGCCAGAGAAGGCUGCUCUGCCGGACAAGUUGGAUGACUCAUUCACCCCCGUGCAGAGAUUCAUGGUAGUUAGGGGAGUGAGGGGCGAUAGGGUGCUGCAGGCGGCAGAACAGUUCACAAACCAGGUGUUGGGCAAAAAGAUAACAGACAUGUCUACGAGUGUGGACUACACCCAGAUCCACAAACACACAGACAACAGGACCCCCAUUGCCCUCUUCUACUCCAGGGAGCCAGAAGUGCCCCGGUUCUAUGUCGAAGACGCAGCUAAGAAGUUGGGCAUCAAGGUCACCUCUAUCUCGAUGAAUCUAAGCACUAAAGAGGAAUCCGAGCGAGUCAAAGAGAUUAUCCAGCAGGCCACCAUAGAUGGCGACUGGGUAUUUGUGGGGACUGCCCAGAUGAAUCAGCACUUCUUGUUCACUGUAAACUCCCUGUUGGACUCAGUGGAGAGGGUGCAAAGUCAGUUCCAGCUGUGGCUCUCCCUCAACUGGACAGAGACGGAGAAGGUUCCCAGACUAUUCAGACGCAAUGCCAUGAAGAUAUUCUGUGACCCACCUAAAACCCUUCGUGAACACAUGAUGUCGCUGCCGAUGUACCUGACAAAUGACAUCCUGAAGGUGGGAGGCAGAAGUGACUACCCUGCCGUGCUGCACAACAUAGCACUCAUCCACGGACUCAUCAACCUCAGGGCUCAGUACGGUGUGUCAGGAUGGGCACAACACGAACUCAUGAGCUGCACUGUGACUCAAAUGCAGCGAGGUAUGUGGCUGGCCAGUAGUAUGUUCAGGGAUGCCAUGCUUCUGGCGGCAGAUGGGGGUCCGAGUGACCUGAAGACCAUCUCAUGGCUGGCUGUCAGGGUACUACUCGCAGAGAAUGUGUAUGGCGCUCAUAUUACGAAUAACCAGGACAGAGAGAGACUGCAUGCUAUAUGUGAACAGUGGAUCGGCAACCUCCUCCUCAGGAAAGACCACGAGCACACCCUUGGAAAAAUGAAGUACAAAAUACCCUCGCCCUUCUUCUCGUCCAACCCCAAGAUAGGCACCAUCACCCUCGCCCUCAACAACUUCCUUUCCGGAGUGUCCAUCGAGGCCCCAGACCUGGCAGGCAUGAACGCAACCCUAGAUAUGUACAAGGGGGAGGAGCAGUACAUCCUGACUAAUCUGAACAGGGUGAUGGACUGCACUCCGGAGAACAAGUCCCUAGUGCAUGUGUUGGAACAGACUCCUGCACCAGCUGAGCACAGUGGCUCUCUUCUAGCUGUGAAUCAGCCAUGCGGUCAGUCGCACAUUCUGGAGCAGGGUGUGUUUGCUAGUGCUUCUAGGAGUCUCCUUCGAGCUAGAAGGGCAGCUGAGUUGUUUGAGAUGGUACACUCUGUUAUAAACAAACUUCCAAAGCCACCUAGUGACGAAGUGGUGCAGGAUCUGGUCAAGAGAAGAGGAGGAUACAGUGCAUUCAACUGCUUCGUCCUCAAGGAGAUGGAAUGUCUUUUCCGAAUUGUAGACACUGUCAAGGAACACCUCAAGCAAAUUCGUCGUCUUUACGAAGGCUGGUACUAUUUGCUGCAUUCGGACCCGGACGAAGACGGAGACAACAAAAUGUCACUCGGUGGGCACCACACGCCCAUCAGUCGUAACACGACACUCAACCUCGAAACAAUUCCGAACACAAAUAACAACUCGACAGCCAAUAAAAGCACACCUAGAGGCUCACAGAGUCCGGCAGUACCGCCGAGUUUGCCUCGUGGCUUUAAAAAUUUGGUCAAAAACGCAAUUGAGGAUCCCACCAAAGUCCUGGGAGACACUCUAAACGACACGAUUAAGAGUGUGGCUAUGGAUCUGCACAUGGGCAAGAUACCCAAGGUGUGGCUCAAGUUGGCCUCUGGGUGGGAGAGGGGUCCGGCCGAGGGCCAGUGGAGUUUGCCCCAGUGGAUUGGGGAUCUGUCUGCCAGAGCACAGCAGCUGGAGAGGAUGUUACAGCAGGGCCGUGAGAAGUGUCCGGCUUAUUGGCUGGGUGGGCUCUACAACCCACGUGGUCUUCUGGCCUGUCUGAAGCAGGAGCUGCUCAAGAACUACAGUGAGGCGGCAGGACAAGUAGAACAAUUGGUGUUCAGGACAGAAAUCACCGGCAGAGACAAAGACCACCUGCGUGAUCCCCCUCCGGAUGGCAUGUUCAUGCACAGUCUGUUCAUGUGGGGGUGCAGAUGGGAGAAGAGCAACAUGGAACUGAUGGACGAGCCAGCCUCCCCCAAGGGACACUGUCCCCUCCCAGUCGUACAUUUAGUGGCCACUCCCAGGGCAGACAAACCACCUCCUGAAGACAUAUACAGGUGCCCAGUGUACAUUAGCGAGAAUGAGCGGAAUCAGGAGCCCCUGUUCCAUAUCAACAUCAAGAGGGAAAAAGUGCCCGCCUCUCGAUGGGCUUUGAGGGGUCUGAGAUGCACGACUAAACCAUACUAGAAUCACCAGAAACCACAACACUAGAGCACAUUCCUGAACAAUGACAAAAAAAAUUUGAUGGCCAAUUCGAGGCUUACAUUGAAAAUAUUUAUCAAACAACAAAUUGAUCACUUAAUGGAUGAGAAUGCAACUGUAUAUAAAUGUAUAAUGUACAUAAAAUUGAGAAAUUGAAUUCUAAAUGUCACAAACA